Exaiptasia diaphana is the source of this 1063-nucleotide messenger RNA. Its product is annotated as UDP-glucuronosyltransferase 2B33-like. Lineage: Eukaryota; Metazoa; Cnidaria; Anthozoa; Actiniaria; Aiptasiidae. Gene Ontology annotation, molecular function: UDP-glycosyltransferase activity. The record is from RefSeq and is a predicted model, not a curated record. The transcript has 2 exons. The coding region runs from base 227 to 994 and encodes 255 amino acids.
CAAAACUCAUAUUAAUUUUGGUGUCCUCUUAAAUUUCGAGGUCCGUUCCGGAAAUCCUGUAGUCCAUGUUCCUAUUUAUUUUUCAAGCCGUAACCCAUUUGACAUUUUGUGUACGAUGAUAGUCAGGUGAACGAGGUCCAUUUUGCUUUUUGUUUUCUGGAGCGUUCGUUUAUUCGUUCGUAAUGACCGUAGUUUAGAGUCCAAAAUCUCGAUUGAGGUGUUCCCAAUGAGGAUUAAUAUUUUUCUUCCUUUGUGCUUCCUUUGGCUCGUGAUUGGUGGUUUUGCUGUAAAGGUAGUUAUACUACCGUUAUGGGGGCCAAGUCACUACCUCGUUCUGUCUAAACUUGGAGAGGAACUCAAUAGAAGAGGCCAUGAGGUAUCGAUUUUUGUGUACCAAGGCGCUCAUUAUUCCUCCGAGGAAAAACCUCUCGUCAAAGUCUUUCAAACAACAAACACAAGUGCAAUAAUCGACCAUGCUACAGGAGUAUCAUUUACCAAAGGGAAAUCAAUUCCAGAAUUAAUUCACGAAUUAUUUUGGCUACAGAAAGUCUACUGCGACAGCUUUCUAAGUGACGAGAAAGUCKUAAAUGAACUCAAAGSCACAGAUGUCAUUGUUGGUGAUUCGGUCUUCAUGUGCUCUGCACUGGUYGCUGCCAAAUUUAACAUUCCUCACGUUACCGUUGUCCAAAGCACUCUGCCAGGAACUCCAACACUGCAACUUUAUGGUGUGUCAACGUACCCAAGCUAYRUCCCACAAAUGUUUUCAGCGUUAUCUCCARAUAUGGGUUUACUUGGUCGAGUUAAGAACUUUCUGUUGUACAUAGGAAGGUUUGUYAKAUCAGAGRUGURUAGCCGUUUCUAUAGUGAAGUGAAGACAAAACACAACAUCAAACCCAAAGAAAGCAUUUACAAGACACUGCGAACGGUGGAUUUAGUUWUACUUGAKARGAAUCUACUGCYAGACUAUGCUAUGCCCUURCCACCUUGUAAGUAGUUAAGUAAGCACUUUGUGAACCUAAUUUCAUUGAUAUUACUAUGAAUUAAUUUUACAGAUGUAAAAGAG